Entamoeba invadens IP1 is the source of this 1500-nucleotide messenger RNA. RefSeq names its product inorganic phosphate transporter, putative. Gene Ontology annotation, biological process: transmembrane transport; carboxylic acid transport. NCBI's taxonomy places the organism in Eukaryota, Evosea, Mastigamoebida, Endamoebidae. Gene Ontology annotation, cellular component: plasma membrane. The coding region runs from base 1 to 1500 and encodes 499 amino acids. The transcript has 2 exons. Gene Ontology annotation, molecular function: carboxylic acid transmembrane transporter activity. The record is from RefSeq and is a predicted model, not a curated record.
AUGAGUAAGUUUGUCUCAUUUUUGAAGACUUCCGUUGUCUCCGUUGGGAUGUUGACCGACUCGUAUGAAGUCUUUUUAAUGAAUAUGGUUUCUGUAAUUCUUUCAGACAUAUAUGGAAAGACAAGUUACUCCUCCACAUUAACCACAACAGUAUUAAUAGGGAUGGCACUUGGUCAAUUGAUAUUUGGGUUCUUAGGUGAUGCCAUUGGCCGAAAGCCCAUGUUUAUAGUGACUGCCAUUUUUCUGAUCUUCUUCUCGGUUGCGUCUGCUUUUGUCUUUCCAAUCAUUUUUGCUGCCCCGUACGUUGGUCUUUCUAUUAUUAGAUUUUUCCUAGGACUUGGGAUAGGAGGGGAGUACCCCUUAAGUUCGACAAUAACAGCGGAGUCCUCGACCAAAAGUACACGUGGCAAGAAAAUGGUUUUUAUUUUUACAAUGAGAGGGAUAGGUAACUUGAUAGCACCUGUUGUGGUAAUGGUGUUGUUAUACAUUCCAAUGAACUUAGAUUAUGUCUGGAGAGUAGCUUUUGCGUUAGGUGCAAUACCGUGUUUACUAACAUUAUACUUCCGGUUCUCAUUGGACUUCCCCAAUAAAGCGCACACGACUAAUAAGCAAAAGAUCAAUUUAAAAAAGGUGUUAGUACACAACUGGAAACCACUUUUGGGGACUGCUGGGACGUGGUUCUUGUUUGAUAUCGCAUUUUAUGGAAACUCUAUGAGCAACGCGAGUAUUCUCCAAAUCAUCGGAUUUGCUGGUGGAGAGUCUUCGAACGCGGAAGACCAACGAGCUUCGUUAAUCACUAACUCAAUUGGAAACAUAAUAUUAACAUCCGUAGCCUUUCCAGGGUUCAUUGUUGCAUAUUUUGUUAUCAAUAGAAUCAAUAAGAAGUGGUUGCAGAUGGGUGGGUUCUUUGGGACUGCAUUAUGUGAAAUAUUUAUAUGUGGUGAUAUACGGGGCCUUUCAUUCUUCUUCCAAAAUUUGGGACCAAAUACGAUGACUUAUAUAUUAUCAACAGAAGUCUAUGACUCGAAGAUAAGAGCAACUUUCUCAGGGCUAAGUGCAGCUUCUGGAAAAGUCGGCGCGAUGAUUGGAACUGCAAUAUUCAAUCCGUUUGCUGAAAGAUUUGGUGUUGGUAACACUUUUUACUUCUGCGCUGCUUUGAUGAUAGUUGGCAUCUUCUUUACAUUAUUUAUACCAUCGAAAUCGUCAUUUGAAGAUGAGCAAAACCCAGAAGAAAAGUCUUUGAAAGAAAAGGAAAUAGAGUUGUCUGGUGUUGCUACUCCAACGGAAAUGAAUACUGAAACUAAAGACUAUGCCUUCUCACCAGCAUCCCCAGCUGAUACUCUCAAACAAUCAAGCAGUGACGUCGAUAAAAUAUUCGCGCCAAUAGUCAGAAAAGAACUCAUCACACCAUCACCACCAAGUGAUGUUAAAGCACAAACAAAACAGCCACUAAUACUUGCAAAUUGCCAAACACCAAGUUCAGAAGAAGAGAAGAAAUGA